This is a messenger RNA of Gallus gallus (chicken), 9273 nucleotides long. It is a transcript of the gene RAB22A, whose product is annotated as RAB22A, member RAS oncogene family. The transcript has 7 exons. The record is from RefSeq and is a predicted model, not a curated record. The coding region runs from base 1362 to 1931 and encodes 189 amino acids. NCBI's taxonomy places the organism in Eukaryota, Metazoa, Chordata, Aves, Galliformes, Phasianidae. Gene Ontology annotation, molecular function: GTPase activity; GTP binding.
GGGAGCUGAAAGUUUGUCUGCUGGGGGUGAGUGCUCUGCGCGGGGCACGGCGGCGGGAGGGAGGUGGCUGUCCGCCCCGCGCCCUUCGCUGCGGAGAUCGCCGGGCACGGCCUUCUGGUGGCUCUGAGUGCCGGGCCCUGCCCUGCUGGGCGCUGGGCCGCGGCCCCGCCGGAGCUGGGGCUGGUCCCGGUGCCGACUGUCCGGCCCCGGCAGCGGAGGGCGGGGAACCGUGCUGAGUGGGGACGAUCGUCCCCUCACGGGAAGAUGCCACUGCUGUACUUCAGCGUUAUCGUCUGAAAAGGAGCGGAGAGGAGGCCGGGCGGGCGGUGGGCGCUUUCGUGCAUCCCAAGCACGCUGACUCGGGCUUGGAGGUCGCAAAUAUCCAAAAUCAAACUCGAAAGAGAAGGGUGGAAGUAGAACUUUAUUCGUUUAAUGGUAUAUUUAGCUUUUGAAAGUGCUUGAAGCAUAGCAGUGGGGAAGGAGGAGACUUGGAGCAAAGUGACGUCGAAGUUUCAAAAUCUCUGGAAGAAGCCGAGCGCUGCCGUCCUGUGGGUCCGCUCCGGGGCUGUGCUGCGGAGCUGCUGUGGGAAGCGGUGGAGUGCCCUGCGCCUCGGUCCUGUGCUGGGGACAUCGCAGGCAGCGUUCUUAGGGCUCCCAGAUGGCCCCGCUGCCCUUUGGAGGGAAAACUGUUUCUGUGCUGAUGUGAUGUGAAACAACCUGGGGCAGUGCAGUGUUCCUGUCUGCUGUGCGUUCACCCUGUCCUGUAAGUGUUUCCUCAUCUAAGAAGAGGAGAGGAAGCACCUAAGAAAAGUGAUUCCCAAACUCCAAGAGCCAGGAGCUGUGUCUGCCUUUCUCUUUAAAUAUUUACGUUGUACGUCAAGAUUGCAAAUAUUAUAAGGUACAAAACCAAGGUCAUGCACUGUCACUGAGAGGAGGGCAGUUUAAAAAGAUGAAUGAGUAGCGUAAAACUUCAUUUUCGGUGAAGUGUCUUUGUUUAUUUUCUUAAUACUUUAUUGAUUCUGGAGAUAUAAAGCGAAAGAUGGUUAUUACCUGCCCGGAUAAAUGACCAUUUGGAAUGUCCAGCUGCUAUUGGGAAUGGCUUUCAUGCUGAUAGCGCAUCAUUUUGCUCCUAGAUAUGCCUACUAUUAUUUUUUUAACAAUCAAGUUGAUGGUACAAAUACGAAGGUGACAUGAAAUUUUUGUGUGAUAUUUCCUCUUCUUCCAUGUACAACCCCGUAGAGUUGUAUUUGAAACAUGUCUCAGGUGUGUGUCAUAGAAGACAUCUCAGGCCUUUCAUUAAGCAGGGUGGGACGGCAUUAGUCAGAAGUUGAAAUGUGUGUGUCACGUUUGUAUAAUUUCACAUGCUCGAUUGGCUUACAAAGGACACUGGUGUGGGCAAAUCAAGUAUCGUGUGGAGAUUUGUGGAAGAUAGCUUUGAUCCCAACAUCAACCCAACAAUAGGAGCCUCAUUUAUGACCAAGACUGUACAGUAUCAAAAUGAGCUGCAUAAAUUCCUAAUUUGGGAUACAGCUGGACAGGAACGGUUUCGUGCUUUAGCUCCAAUGUACUAUAGAGGGUCAGCAGCUGCCAUUAUAGUUUAUGACAUCACAAAAGAGGAAACUUUCUCAACAUUAAAGAAUUGGGUUAAAGAGCUUCGACAACACGGACCUCCAAACAUUGUUGUAGCUAUUGCAGGAAAUAAAUGUGAUCUUAACGACGUAAGGGAAGUCAUGGAAAAAGAUGCUAAAGACUAUGCAGAUUCCAUUCAUGCAAUAUUUGUAGAGACAAGUGCGAAAAAUGCAAUAAACAUUAAUGAACUCUUUAUAGAAAUUAGUCGUAGAAUUCCAUCAACUGACACCAACCCCCCAUCUAGUGGUAAGGGCUUCAAACUUAGAAGACAGCCGUCGGUGACAAAGCGCAGCUGCUGUUGACUGAUCCAUUUGAAAAUCAGACUUGUUUAUACAGUAGGUGGUCUUGGAAGUUAAUAGUUCACGUUGGAUUUAUAUUAUCAGUCUUAGAUCUCUAUCUGCUGGUGUUCAUACACCCACGGUCCAGUAAAAAUGGACCAGUUCAUCUGACAUCUGUAUGCUCGCAGAAAAGACUGCCAUCGUAUGUCAGCCUGUUUACUUACAAAAAGUUGUAGUAUCUCUUGCAUUCAAAGGGAAUCCAUCAUCACUUCUUUGGCCUUGCUUAAAAGGAAGCUGACUAUGAAUGGUUGAACUGAAAUGUUUAGUAGUUUUGUAAUCGAGAUUGUGUUUUUUGUAAAAAGGGAAACGAGCACUUUUGUGGGACUUGGGGGUGGGUGGAAGGAGUCUGGAUUUUGAAGGUUACUGAGAUGUCGUUUCUUCCUUUUCUUCAGUGAGCCUUAUUUGAAAUGUUAAGUGUAGCUAAUCCAAAGUACAGUGGGACUGUUGGUUUUGAGGUGGCUACAGAAUAAGCAAAUGAAGGCAGAUAACAGUCAAAUCAGUCCGUCCACUCCCCAGAACCCAUUUGCACUUUUUAUUUAAAGAUAAGCAGCGGGGGUGGGGACACACACAACAGACCUUAAACCACAGACAAUCUUUUUUUCUGUGCUGACUUAAUCACUUUGAGGCAAACUGAUAUGUUUAUAGGCAUCUUGUUCUUACAGGUUUUUGGCAUUAAGUUGUUGGUCAAAGAAAGCCUAGUUGUAGUUCUGACUAAAUGAAGUGAUUACUGACUAAAAGCAGAUGCUGUAAACAGAUGCUUCCAAUAGUUCUGAUAAGACUUAUAAGAUUUGGGGGAAAGCCUUUAACUGCUUAGCAUGUGUAAAGUGUUCAUAUUAUAUUUAUGAGACCAGUGUUAAAAAUAUUAUAAAUUAUGUAAAAACAGUCUUUAAAAAAUUGCAGUCUUAUUCACUCCUUCCAUUCCACACCUACGGAUGCACUCCUGGGAUUCUCCAUCAGGUUUUUUUCUCCAGCAUCUUUUAGAUAUCAUUGCUGUAAUUUCAUCUAGAGACAGGCUGAAAUUAGUUCUCUUUAAAUCACGUUUGAAAGGUCCAAUAGAGGCUGCUGUUGGUACAGUGUGAGAUCUGUCUGUUGAACAGGUUUUCAUCUGUGGUGCACCCAGUCUUUUUUGUUUUGGGCACAAAAGUACAAAUAAAGAGUAACCUUAAGACACAUGGUAAUGUAGAUCAUUCCCUCUAAGUUCCUGGGCUUUUUUACCUGCUACGGUUGGGUUUUUGUUUCUUUUAUUGUUUUGGUGGUGGCUCUUCUUUCUUUCUCUCUUUUUUUUUUUUUCCUGCAAAUUCAGUGUUUAGCUUAUAUUGUGUUGGUUUUAGUAUGCUUGCAGUUAAACCAUAGAUUGACCAUACGGCCAUACCUUUUUGUGCUUUUUUUAUUUUCACUUUUUUGUUUCCUACUGGCACUAUUGAGGUUCUUUGAAAGUCUGAAGUACUCAAGUAUAUAGUAAUAUGUCAUUAAGCUUUAGUGUGAAAAGGAAGUUUGUUCUGUUUGCAAUCUGGCUUUCUAUCAUCUGAAGUAUUUUCUCUGAAGGAAACACAAAAGAUUUAGGAAAUGAAAGGACUUGUAAUUCAGCUUAGUUUGUACUAGUCAAAAUUCUUGUAGAGCUAUUACGGAGCAAAACAGCUAAACUAUUAGGAUGAGAUUUUAAUUGUAUGUUCUAAUGAAAUUUGGUGACUACAUUUUAUUUUUUACCAUGCCUUUGCUCAAUUAUGCCUUCUUUGCCACAGCUGUACAGGUUCAUGCUGAUAGAGUACCUAGGAAGUCUUUAUUUUCAUCAAAGGCUGUUUGAAACCUUUUUGUAAUGUUGGGCCUAAACAAAACAUCUGAUGGUAGAGGCAAAAAUCCAGUCAGUAUUUGGCUUGACACUGAUAUGUUGUUGUGUGUCACUGACAGCUAACAGUGUGUGAACAGAAAAAAAAUGUACUUGUGCAGAAUACCUGAUGGAAGCCUACAAAAUACGCAGUGGAAGUAGAAUCAGGGAAGAGAGAACAGACUAAGCCUGCUCUUAGACAUAUUUCUUAUUUUAAAAAGGUAGACUUGCAAUUGAAUGUGGAAUUUGCACCAGUGGCAGUCAUGGAAAUCGCUCAUUUCUUUGCAAUAUUUCAAUUAUUCUUCCUGGCAAAUAUUUAAAAUAUGAGUUGUGCUUCUCUAAGUAAAUUAGAUCUUUAAAACAUUUGGUGUCCAUGGUGCUUUAGAAGUCUAUACGAAAGUACUGCAGGCGCUGUAGUAUCUUAGCUGUGAUAUAAAAUAUUGCAUUUAUUUAAUAACUAAUCUAGAAAAUUUCUUGAAUUGAGAAAGGAAAAGGAAAAUCUUAUCAGGAUAUCUUCCAUGCAGGCUAGUAAAGAAGGGUUUUGAAACUUGCCACUUUAUUGUUACUGGUUUUUAGCACAGAAUAAAAAUUGAGUUUAAAUCUGCUUUUCACUGAAAUAAUAAAAAUGGUCUAAUCAUAUUUAUCCAAUAUUUAUUGACUUGAGAAGAAAAUAUUGGAUUCUAGGCUAGACUGAGAAGUGUGUUCAUACAGAGGUUGCUGUAGCUGUAACUCCAGUCAGGGUACCAUACUACUACACCCUUUCUAUUAACUCACUGAUACUAUAUAGUAUCUCUUAGGAAACCUUUAUAAACUACUUACUAAGUUAUUCUCAUUUAUUUAACACGUACCAGAAUUAGACUUCAAACAAGCAAAUUGGGGGGAAAGAAAAAUAUGUGAGAAUCAGCAUCAGCCAACUCUUGUCUCAUGUAACUAAACUGUGCCUCAGACUCGUUUUGUGUGCCUGUGUGCAGGUACAGAUCUGGGUGGAAAACAAGCAGACUUCAUAUCCUUCUUGCAGUUCUGAUCUUGAAUUACUCCAGUUAAUGAAACCAUGGAAAAGGCCAUUAUUUCAGAUUGCCCAAAUGUUGAAGUGAGGCUGCUUUUAAAGACUGUGCCUAUGUAAAAUGACAGACUGUUGAUGUAAGUUGGUUUGAGCCAAGAUAACUGUUUGUUGAUCAGUUGGCUUUAGCUGAAAGCUGACGUGCAGUCCUCUCUAGAUGAGACGCACAUGUUCAACGUCUCGUUUUCAUUGGAGGAAAAUGGUUUCUUCUGUAUUAGUUUUAGGCCAUCUGCUUUCAUUCUGUACUAAGCUCGCUGAAAUUAAUUAUAUUUUGUCCUAACAUAACUUCUCUAUUUGAAGGCAGUUUAGCCUUUGAGUGUUUGAAAUACUGAUAAUCAACCAUUUCAGCUAACUUCUUAAUAAUUUUAAGGAGUUGUUGAAUAAAAGCAGAAUAAAACUGAAGUCCUGAGGUUUGCCUUUCUCUUUAAUAAAUGGCACUCUUCACAGAGACUAGAUUUUAAAAUGCUAUAAAAGGGAAGUGAUUGCUGCACAAAGUUGUUUGAAGGGGCAAACAUCAGAUACGUAAAAAGGUAAUGAGCUGUGUGUUAUAUCACUGAUCCAGAGCAUUUUUUUAACUGACAGAAUAUUACCGUUUCCGCUUCUAAACAGUACCAACUCUCUCCUACAAAAGUAUACAUCUGUACAAAAAUGUCAUUUGAUAAACAGUUUAUUAUUUAGUUUUGGAGCUACUUCAAUGUGCCGCCUAAGCUUCGGAGGGAGUCUUCAUCAUUCCCUAUAAAUUCUCAGUCUCUUAAAUUACCUGUAAUGCUCUUGAUCUGUGCUGAGUAGUUUUGUAGUAUAUUUUAUGUACAUGUUCAAAGCUGGCAUGCUAAGUGCCUAGAUAGGUGAAAUGUGGAAGCUUGUGCUCAACAAAACACAGAGGCAUUUAGUAGCCAAACCACUGAAACUUGUAAUGGGUGCUUUAAAAAGUUCUAGGAGAAUUCUGACAACUUUUGCUGUUGGCAGGGAGGUAGAGACUUUUUAUAUUGUUAGACGUAUGUUGAAGCAAAACAAAUCAUUGCACUUUAAAUCCUCCUGACUUCAGUGAAACCUUUUCUGUAGGUGCCACACAGUAGCAGGCAGUUAACAGCUUAGGGGAGUGUUUAGCUUAAACUCAUUUUUAAUAUGUUGGUGUAUGUAAUACCAAUUUAAUGCUACCAGCCUGCUCAAGAAAAAAACUCUUAUGUGCUUGGGAAGAGAGUAAGAGGAGAGGAGCCAAUGUCUUCUUACUGAUCUGGAAUUGUGUUCCUUUAGCCUGGCCAAGAGAUGUGGGAUUCAUUGGAAAUUAUCCUCUUGAUUAAAGCUUCAUUUUAAUUAUUAAAAAAAAAAAAAAAAGCAUUUUUAAUUUCUUGAAUGGUUUAAAAAUUAGCACAAACAAGCUUUUUGUUUUGAUGCUAAUCCUAAAUUGUCCCUUAACAUUAGUGUUCAUAUUCAUUAUAACCUACUGAGUAUUAGUUGGGAAAGGAAGUUUUAUCGAUGUUUGAAUGAGUGUCUUGUGAAACUAUCUUUCCCUCACAGCAUCCUUCUGGACAAACUGUCCAACUGAGCUGAUAAACUGGCUUGAUGGUAGAACUCAAAAGUUUGUAGUAGAUGGAGCUACCUCUGGUCAGUGGCCAGUCCCUAGCAGCGUUCCCAGAGCUCGCUUCCAGAGCCAGUUCUGUUCAAUCAUUUUAUCAGCAAUCUGGGUGCAGGAGUGGAAUGCAAUCUCAGCGCAUUUGCUGAUGACAAUAAACUGGGAGGUGCUCAUGCCUGGAGGAAAGGAGACCUUGAAGAGGGAUUAGAUAGAUUGGAGCAUUGGGCAAUCAGCAGUGGCAUGAAUUUCAGCAACAGUAGAAUGCUGGGUGUUACACUUGUGACAGAGCAGUGCCACAUGCAGGAACAGACUGGGAGACAAGAAGCUGGAGAGAGCAGCUCAGCAGGAAGGGACCUGGGAGUGCUGGUGACAGCAGGCUUACAAUGAGCCAGCAGUGUGUCCUGGCAGCCAAGAGGGCAAACUGUGUUAUGGAGUGCAUUACACACAGCAUAGCUAGCUGGUCAAGAGGUGCAUCUCCUGCCAUAUUUAGAGUUGAUGUGGCCUCACCUUGGAUACUGUGUGCAGCUCUGGGCUCUGCAAGUUCUUAUCAAUUUAUCAAAAUUGGCUCAGGAAUUCUUAGUCCAGUGAUUGAUACCUGUUACUGGCAUUGGAGAACCAUGGACAAGACUGAGAGAGGAUCUUACCAACCCUUAUAAAGAUCUUCAGAGCAGAUGACAAGUGGCUCUUUUCAGUGGUGUCCAGUGACAGGACUUGGGGCAGUGGGCAAAAUGGGAACACAGGAAGUUCCGUAUGAAAUGGAGAAAAUACUUUUUAAUUUGAGGGUGAGGGAACACUGGAACAGCUGCCCAGAGAGUCUUCUCUGGAGAUACUCAAGACCUGCCUGAAUGCUUUUCUGAGCUUUAAAUCUUGGUUAGCCCUGAAGUGGUUAGGCAGUUCAACUCAAUGAUUUUUGUAUGUCCUUUACAACUGAACUAUUCUAUGUUCACAUCACAUCUCUAUUAAUAGAUCACAUCCCUGCUAAUGUUAGGCAACAGAAAAUUCAUAGAAGAUACUGUUGUCAAUUACUAAUCUAACAUUUUUUAGCAGUGUUUUAGAACAAAAGAAUGUCAGCUGACCUUUUCAGAGUUGUAUGACUCCAGCACAUCAAAAGAAAUAAGCUUGAAAUCUUUGUUUCUUAUGGCGGUGUUCAAGUGCCAAAAUGUAUUUCUCUGUAAUUGUUAGGCCUUCUGACGUCAACACUUAUUUUUAAAGUAUCCCUUUUGAUCUUCUGGUAGUCUUGAAGAUUUGCAUGUGAACUCUUUCUUAUCAGUUAUAAUCAAAAAUGUUUGACCUGCAAAAAUCGAAUAAGCAUUACCAGCCUGUCCAUGAAGUGUCACUGAUCAUUAGGUUUUUUUGAGGGAUAUUCGACUAUUCCACAUCCUGAGCAUAUUGAUGAGCUUCAUCUCUGACACACUGAAGUCAUCCUUUCCUUCUUUCCUUCCCCUCACAGGAGUUCUGGUAGCUCAGAGUUAUUUGAUGCCUCCUAUUUUACAUGGAAAAUCAAGGCACUAAGAUGAGUUUGUCCCUCUAAAAAUCGUUACAGCAUUUACUGAAACUGUCCUUAUUCUAAAACAGAAAAUUCCUAGAAGAAAUGGUUCUGCUCUUCUCAUUGCAUCAUCCUGUAAGUUAGGAGCUUUUAGUUGUUGCUUAAACACUAACUGUUUUACUCAAGAAAGUUGGGUUUUUCUUUGUUUCAUUCCUGUCAAUGUUUUUAAACGCGAAUUAAUGAACAAACCAACUGCUAUUCCUGUUCUAAUGCUGAUACAGACAAGCUUUUCUGCUGUUCUUUUCAUUUGAAUGGACAGAAGACGCCAUCCAGUUGUUGCUCUUAGGUUUGCUGCAUCUCAAACCCAUUGAUAAAUUCACUGCUGCUUUCUUGCCUCACUUUCACUCUUGUCACAGUGUGAAUUUCCUGUUAGUAAAUCCAUUAUGUUUUCUUGACUAUUCAGUCUUACAGCAUCAUGUGAAGUAUAGAAGUGAUUAACUUCUGUGCUUUGUAUUUCUGAGUAAAGUGCAUCCAGCAUUGAAACUGUGGCACAGUGAAUUGACAUAAGACACAGAAAUGGAGGAUAUUUAAGACUUCUUGGCAAUCUUCCCCCUUGCAGCCUCUCAUUUCCCAGUAUGACGAAGAAAAAAGGGAAUCAUUCUGGAAGUGUCUAAACAAAAACUUUACAUUUGCAUUUGUGUAUUCAGGGCACAAAAAUAACCUGGUAUGCAUUUAGCUCUUGUGGUGUGAUAAAUAUAUGCCUGUAAAAUCAAGCGUGAAGGUUAACUUUUGAAUCAGCAGUUCUUGUCCCUCUUAAGAACGAUCUGCCUUUUUCUUACGGUGUUGGGUUAACCUGUUAAAAAGAUGGAAGGGUCUGUGCCUUCUUACUGUAGUGUCUCUUACUGAAACAAACUAAAGCCGCUCAAAGUUGCAGAGCAUUUGCAGCACUGUAAACGGCACAAAUUUACUACCAUUGCUUCACUGCAUGAAACGUAGUCAGAUCACCAGUGAUGAAAUCUCACAGUGAUGAGUUCCCAAGCUAAUGAAUGUUCUGAGACUUUUCUAGUCUUCUCUUGGGCUGGUCCCGAGGGUGUGUACAGGUUUGUCUGUAUUGUUGGUUUGUAGAUGCUAAUGAGGAAAACCAGACUUUUGUUUUCUCCUUUUAUUUGUGUUGUUAUACUCCCACAUAGUGCAUAGAAUGAAAAUUAAGAAAUGUUGGUUUGGCAUAAUGUAAACGGCAUUUUCAGCUUACGCAUUCAUAAUAAACUUUUAUAGUGUAAUAACAUGCUAAAUCACUACCAGUCCGAUGUAUUGUGCAAAAAAGGUGUAAACAUUUUAUUAAUAAAAAGCUUUGUUUAUAAA